Molecule: messenger RNA, 2480 nt
Organism: Hydractinia symbiolongicarpus
Lineage: Eukaryota; Metazoa; Cnidaria; Hydrozoa; Anthoathecata; Hydractiniidae
Product: E3 ubiquitin-protein ligase RNF170-like
Exons: 5
Coding region: 833-1600 (255 amino acids)
Molecular function (GO): ubiquitin protein ligase activity
Source: RefSeq, a predicted model, not a curated record
UGGCCAUCGACAGAAAAUUUAUGUAUUUUUUAUGAAUUAUGAAGGUAUUAUGCAGUAUUAUGCAGUAUUAUGCGAUAUUACGUUGGUAUGACCAUCGACAGAAAAAAUAUGUAUUUGUUAUAUAGAGAGGAUGUCGGAUAAUGCGGUUUCAUUUGUCGGGUCCAUUUGGUUGGAGAAGUAUGACUGAACGUCUGUCGGCUUUUUAUGUCGAUAAAGUAUGAAGGUUGUUAGUUAUGUUGUACGUCGUGUGUCGGGACCACUUAGCCCGGUGCUAAAUGAAGUCGUUGUCAAUAUUCAAUCCUCCAUAACGGCUUUUAGAGUGACAAUCUCAACCUCGUUCCCAGGGGAUCUGGCUUUUUUAAUUGGUUCCGUAAUAACGGCUCAGGGACCAAGAGGUCUUGGGGCGAGAAUGGAAUCUGAAAACUAAGAUGUGCACUUUCCACAUUAUAUACAAUCAAUAUGUCACGUCUUUUUUCUAUAUUUUAAACAAUUUUAAAUAUUGCGCACGCUAAUGAUGGACUAAAAUGUCGUCCUAGACCUGCAAAAAUCAAAAUUGCAGUCAGCCUUGUUCUCAGUUUUGUUUUUGAUUAACUUGACAAGUUUCAUACGCGUUUCUUCCUUGUACCAGAAAACGCUACCUUGCAUUGGGCCCCUGGGGUCUAUUCCUGGACCUCCGUCAAAAAACUAGGGAAACUUCCAAAGGAUUCAUGUGUAUUUCACACGACGCAAUUUUUUAUGGAUAACUCGGCAAGCUGGUUGCACACGUUGUAAAAGGUUUCGCUUUCUUUUCCCUCUUACAACUUUCAAGGAUGUGGACUUCUAGCGGCAGGAAAUGUCACAUUAUACUGGCAUUGUUGAAACAUCUUCCACACUGAUUGAAGGAGUAAGUAAUGAUGUGUUAGUGCUAGUUGUGGUUUUUGUAUUAACUUCAGUUGCUGUUGGUUAUUGGUUCAAAAUGUUUUCACGAAGAAGCCAAGUUAUACAUCCAAGUGCUCUGGAUGAAGUCAGAGCAACUAGAAAUCGUGUUCGAGAUGAACGGGAAGGACAAGACAGUCAAUCAAAUGGUUUCAGAAGCAAUGAUGACAGAUGUCCUAUAUGUAUUGAUCAAUUGAGUUAUACUGUGGAAACAAACUGUGGACAUACCUUUUGUUAUACGUGUAUUAUGUCGUACUGGGAACAUGGUGCAUGGAUUAAUGCAAUGAACUGUCCUGUUUGUAGACAGGAGGUCCGCGUUUUAUUAACUAUAUUUACACAUGAAGAAGAAGUGUCAGACCAAGCUUUAGAAUUUUGUAAUAAAUUGCGUGAUUAUAAUAGAAGAUUCUCUGGUGAACCACGACCUAUAUUGGACUACAUAAUGGAUUUCCCGGUACUAGUUCGUCAUAUGUUUCGAAAUUUCUUCUCUGUAUCAGGACUGGUAAUUAUGCUGCGUUUAAGAAUUGUGAUGUAUUUACUAAUUGCGGUAAUUUAUAUUUUAUCGCCAUUUGAUAUCAUUCCGGAAGCUGUUUUAGGCAUUCUUGGAUUCUUUGAUGACAUUGUCAUUGCUGCUGUUAUCAUACUGUAUCUAACAAUUUUAUUUCGACAAAGUUUGGCUAAUCAGUGAAUUAAUUUUACCCACAAAUAUUUUACCAGUGGCAGUGAAAUACAUCUGGCUGGUACCUGCUAAAAACUGUUACACAUGAGAAGCUACUACCGAAAAUAAGAUGGUAUUAUGAAACUGCUUUAUGAAAAUAUUGGGGACAGUAAUGAUGUAAUCUAUUGUCGUGCCAUUUUUUAGUUUCUUAAAAAAAAAUUAAAAUCUUAAAAAAGUAUUUUUUAUCAAAGAAUUCAUUUUAGAUUAAAUACAUAGAAUAAUUAAUUUUCAUUUUUUUGUAUAGGAAGGGUUGAUUUAUUGAAUGUUUAUUUACAAAUCACUCUUUAUUAUUUAAUCUUAUUCAGUUGUAGUUGUAUAAAUAAGAUUAGGUUGCACCAUUGACUUUAUUUUUUUUUUUUUUUUUCCAUACAUAAAUAUUCAUUACUUUAUUAAAAAAAUAAUAUUGACACAAUAAACAAUGGAGUUAAAUACUCAUCAUGCACAUGCUUUUUUGUAUAAUAUUUUUAAAACGUUUGUUUUUGUACCACGAUUCACAUUUCUUGGUAGUUAGAAUUUGUUGUAUUUAAUUUAUUCUAAGUUGAUGUUUCUGAAGGGUUGGAAUUCAAUGUUAGUUUAGUCGGGAAUAAAUAGACUCUGGUUAUUAUCCUCAAUGAAUGUCUGUUGCCUAUAAACACAGAAAAAUCAGAAAAGUCUAGCAAAAAUUUGUGAAGUUUUAGGUGCAAUUUUUUGACGGAAAAAAUGGUACAUAAAUCUGUUUAUAUGAUAUUGUUAUCAUUUUCAAACUUUAACCCUUUAGUUUUUUUUGUUUUUUGCCUAAAUUUUAUAUUGUGUAGCAUGUAAUAUUGUAGAUUGUAGCAACAGAGUAUAAUAAUAAUAUUCUUUCAUCUAA